Molecule: messenger RNA, 2252 nt
Organism: Larimichthys crocea (large yellow croaker)
Lineage: Eukaryota; Metazoa; Chordata; Actinopteri; Sciaenidae
Product: vicilin-like seed storage protein At2g18540
Exons: 3
Coding region: 749-1675 (308 amino acids)
Source: RefSeq, a predicted model, not a curated record
AGAGAAGUGGAGAUGAGUGAGAGGUGACCGGUCGCCGAGAACAACCUCUCCGACGCAAGAUGUUUUUCGGUCCCCGGAGGGACCAGGCUUGCCCCAGCGAACCUCGCUCAGACUCCGAGGAGGGGAUAGGGCAAAGCGAACGUGAGAGGAAAGGACGACGAGGGACGAGGAACAGGAACGAGGAACAGACAACGACCUCUCGACCUCUCGACGCAGACGCGUUUCGCUGCUGCCGAAACGGUCCCGGGAGGGACCAGGCUCGCCCCAGCGAACCUCGCUCAGACUCCGUGGAGGAGGAGCAGGAUGAUGAGGAGGGGAUAGGGCAAAGCGAACGCGUGAGGAAAGGACGACGAGGACCAUGACGGGAACAGGAGAACGGACACGAAGGAGGUGGCCGGAUGUCAUGAAGAAGGACAGAGCGAACGUGGUACGAAGCAAGAAGAGGAGGAGGAGGAGGAGGAGAAGGAGAGAAGAAGAGCAAACAACCUCUCUGACGCAAGAUGUUUUCGCUGCAAAAAAGGGUAGCUGUCGUGGAAAGGACGGGAGGAGAAAAGGAGAGUGAAAAAAAAAAAAAUAAAAAAAAAAAUAAUAAUAAUAAUACACGUACUAAUAUCAACCCCCUUCCACCGCCACGUUACCCGUCUCUGUCACCGCACAGCAAGCCCACAGCAAACAACCAUGACAGCGCGACCUAUUACCGCUCAAAGGUUCCUACAACAGCUUUUUUCCAGCUCGCCGUGUGAAGAAAAUGAAGAUGAAGAAGAAGCAUCAUCCUCCUUACCUUCCGAAGAAGAAGAAGAAGAAGAAGAAGAAGAAGAAGAAAUGCAAAAGGGGACAUCCCGCAAAAAAACAGCCGCAGCGGCGGGGCAAGGAGGGGAAGCGAGAGAGAGAGGAGGAGAGCUCUACGCGACGGCUAAGAGGGCCAGAGCGAGAGCGAGGGGACGGGAGGACGAGGGGGUGGCGAAAGAAGGAAGAGCAGAGGAAUCGAGAGCGAGAGGAGAGUAUUUCUCAACGGCGAGAGCAAGAGCAAGAGGAUAGGAAGAUGAGGCAGCUGCGACGGCAGCAGAGGAAGGGCGAUCAGGAGCAAGAGGAAAGAAGAGAGCAGGAUGAGGAGGAACAGGAGGAGAACACGAGGCGUUUCGCUGUCAAAAAGGCCAGAGGAAAGACACGGGCUCGUAAACCUCGCUGCGACUCCGACGAGGAGGAGAAUGAUGAGGAGGAGGAGGAGGAGGAGGAGGAGGAGGAGGAGGAAAGGACAAAGCGAAAGCGCCGCGAAGAACGAGAGGAGGAUGGAGAACAGGAGAACACGAAGCGGUCAGCAGCCGCGAACUUGCUACGACAAGAGCGAGGGGACGUGAGGACAAUGGGGCGGCGAAGGAAGGAAGAGGAGAGGAAUCGAGUGCGAGAGGAGAGUACAUCGCUACGGCGGGAGCGAGGGGACGGGAGGACGAGGGAGAGAGCUUGUCAGACGAGCCUCACUCUGAACAGGAGGAUGUAUCAGAAGAAGAAGAAGAAGAAGAAGACGGAGGAGGAGGAGGAGAGGGAGAAGAAGAAGGCGAAGGAGGAGUGGAUGUGGAAGUGGAAGAAGGAGAAGAAGAAGAAGAAGGAGGAGGAGGAAGAGACAAAGACCUUCUUGUUGCACCAGAGACGUUCCUGUCAAGAAAUGGGAAAAUAACUUGGUCCUCUACACCAUACCAAACGAUACCCUCGCAGCAGCAGCAGCAGCAGCAGCAGCAGCAGCAGCACAACAACAGCCCUGGCCGCCCGGGCCCACAGCCUAUGCGGCUUCCAAUGUCCGAGAUAUCGUCUCAGCAUUCCGCCUCUUCCUCACGCCGGGAAUAGAUAAAAUCAUCCUGGAGGAGACUAAUCGCGAGGGUCUUAGGAAAUAUGGAAGAGACGGCUGGAAGAGGAGGGAUGAGAUCGACCUGCACGCUACAUGGGGCUGCUCAUCCUAGCCGGCGUGUACAGGUCCCGAGGUGAGGCCACCGCCAGCCUUUGGGACGGAGAGAGCGGACGUGCCAUUUUCCGUGCCACAAUGUCGCUCAAAGUCUUUCACGUUUACUCGAAGCUGGUGCGAUUCGAUGACCGCGAAACUAGAGCUGAGAGACGCACCACGGACAAACUGGCCGCCGUAAGAAAGGUCUGGGACGCGUGGGUCGAGCGGCUACCGAUCCUCUACAACCCUGGGCAUCACGUCACGGUGGAUGAGCAACUGGUUCCGUUCAGAGGUGAUGACAGGAACGAUAAAUCAA